Microdochium trichocladiopsis is the source of this 769-nucleotide messenger RNA. RefSeq lists its product as uncharacterized. The record is from RefSeq and is a predicted model, not a curated record. NCBI's taxonomy places the organism in Eukaryota, Fungi, Ascomycota, Sordariomycetes, Xylariales, Microdochiaceae. The transcript has a single exon. The coding region runs from base 127 to 687 and encodes 186 amino acids.
ACCAGAACUCCUUCCUUUGAAUCUCAUGACAUCAAAAGGCAAGUCACCAUUCAGCCAAAUUGGCGCCAACUGCCCUAGCCCACAAAAUGUCCUAAAGUCAGACACUGUGCUACUGUCCAUCCACGUAUGUUAUGGAAGAGAAUAUGUCCUUGCCGGCAUCCUGCUCAAUGUUCGUCCCCGUUUCGGUGCAAACAGCCCCUCUGCCGCGUCCCUCCCGCUGCCACCACUCGCACCACGGAACGUCAUCUCCGUCAUCCUACCCUCCACGGCCCACCAGUGCCUCCGGGAGUCGUUGUCGCCCUUGACAACGUACACGCCGGGGCUCACGGGCGGUCUGGAGCGAUAUGCUUCGACGUGGGAAAUUGUGGGUGGAAGGCUAUGAGGAGAGAGAAGGUGGUGCUCGUUGCUGAGCCGUGGCGGUCUUGUGCGGGCCGACAAAGGAUCGCUGUGUCGGCGCAAGGGGAUGGGCACUUCAAUGGGAGGUUGGACGUGGCCGUUGCUCGACAUGGGGAUAUUCUCCGGCUUCCCUUGAGUCUUGAGAACACAUCCACUGUGCUUUUUGUGAUGGGUAAUGCAUGGGGGUGGGAAAGUGUAUGGCAAUGGAGGCAUGGCCGUGAAAGGAUGACUUGGUGCCCACGUGGCAGUGACGAAAGGAAAGAAAGAAUAGACGUAACGGCCGGCGCUUGAAUGGCAGUAGCGUGGUGAAAGAGUUAAUUGGAGCCUCCUUAUAGGCUGCCACGACGUCUAGUGAACCUUGUCAUCGAGAGAU